This is a messenger RNA of Parnassius apollo (apollo), 1290 nucleotides long. Lineage: Eukaryota; Metazoa; Arthropoda; Insecta; Lepidoptera; Papilionidae. The record is from the annotation of a GenBank genome assembly.
AUGUCAGUUCUCAGUAAUUCGUGUACUGAAGCCAUACCCAGUCAAAAUUUAAGUCAAGAAAUUGUUAGAACUGAAGAUCCAGCAAAUAUAACUGACGAAGAAUUUGAAGAAGCUCGAUCUGAAUCCAGCCCUAACCUUAACGACGAGUACCUUUUAAAAAUUAAUGAACACACUGAUUUAAUACAAAAAACUCUAGACAGUAGUAGAAGUGUCUCUCGCUUAAACAAGGAAAGUAUUAAAAGGUCUCUGGAAGAAAUUAAGCGCAGCACGCAGCAGUUACACGACCAAGUUAAAAAUAUUUUACGACAGUCAACACUAUCUACCGAAAAUAUAACUACUUCUAUAAUCAGAAAUACGAUUAAAGAAGAAUUCGAAAAGAUUGCGUUAAAGUCUCAGCAAUUCUCCGCUCCACCACUGCUAGAACCACUUCAUUCAGAUAUUACCCCGAAGCCAAUUCCAAGUUACGCCACAGUUGUUAAGACUACAAAAGUUACUGAGAAACCCCCAAUUCCGAUUACCAAACCAUCUUUAAUAAUUACUUCCAAACAACCAGUAUCCUCGUCACAAGAGACCAUCUACGCGUGGAGGAAAAGUGUUCACUUCAAAGAGCUUACAUUCACUCCUGCUGAGGUGAAACUUGUCUCUAAUCAUAAACUUCGCGUUGAGUUCGACAAACAAGAGCAAAGGGACAAGAUUUUAGAAACAAUAAAUAGGCCAGACAGCCUGGUCAGCGCCGAAAUAACGAAAAAACUCAAGCCUAUGGUCAUACUUAAGGGAAUUUACAAAGACACACCCGUAGCUGAGCUUGUUGAUAUCAUCACCAAUCAAAACACUAAAAUAAAAGACCUUCGUAUAUCACCUGAAGACAUCAUAUUUAAAUUUGUGCGCAAUAACAAAAACCAGAAACUCUAUAAUGCUGUAUUUAUGGUUGCUCCUCAUAUUUGGAGAGUAAUCAUAGAAAUACAAAAAGUUAAUAUAGACCAUCAACGAGUGCACGUAGAAGACUUUCCGGCAUUCCUUCAGUGUUAUAAGUGCAUGCAAUUCGGACACACCAAAAAGCACUGCACUGAAGACAAUACAAUCUGUUCCCACUGCUCCUCAAAUACACACACAUACAAAGACUGUCCAGUAAAAAAAGAUAUAAACAAAAUAAACUGCCACAACUGUACAUUACACGCUAAAAAAUAUAACUUAAAUUUAAACACUAAGCACAGCACCACGUCACUAUUCUGUCCUCGUGUUCUCAAACAAAUUGAAACCUGCAAAAAUAAAACCGAUUAUGGAUACUAA